Messenger RNA from Dunckerocampus dactyliophorus (ringed pipefish), 3815 nucleotides. RefSeq names its product synaptotagmin-2-like. Lineage: Eukaryota; Metazoa; Chordata; Actinopteri; Syngnathiformes; Syngnathidae. Bases 257 to 1558 code for a protein of 433 amino acids. Gene Ontology annotation, cellular component: axon; synaptic vesicle membrane; dense core granule. Gene Ontology annotation, molecular function: calcium-dependent phospholipid binding; phosphatidylserine binding; syntaxin binding. The record is from RefSeq and is a predicted model, not a curated record. The transcript has 9 exons. Gene Ontology annotation, biological process: regulation of dopamine secretion; calcium ion-regulated exocytosis of neurotransmitter; regulation of calcium ion-dependent exocytosis.
GGGCAGAGUGCCGGGAAAUACAGCAGCGAAACAGCACCGGCAUCUGUCAGUGUGAUGGAACAAUGUUAGACCUUUGCUGAGCGUCUCAUCCAACCUCUUGCUUGUGUCUUCUCCAUUGCAGGUGACACUGGAACCUGCCUUCUUUGGGGUUUUGGAAAUGGCUUUUUAAUACAAAGUGCAGAUUUGGGCUUCUCUUUUCGUCAAAAGGGCACAUUCUCAGCUUUGAUUCCAGGGACGCCGUGUCUCAUCUGUGGCCAUGAAGUUCAACCUGUUCAGGAGGACACAGCCUGUGGCCCCCGCGGAGCCCACCGGCGCCACCACCGUCACCAUGGCCCCCACCUCGGCCGCCAUCUCCACCGCCGCAGAAAUCUCCGGUUCCAACAACAACACGGAGAUCAGCAAGAACGACAUGUUUGAGGAGAUCAAGAGCAAGUUCUUGAAUGAAAUUGACAAAAUUCCAUUGCCCCCGUGGGCUCUGAUCGCCAUCGCCGUGGUGGCCGCUUUGCUGGUCCUCACCUGCUGCUUCUGCAUCAUCAAGAAAUGCUGCUGCAAGAAGAAAAAGAACAAGAAGGGCAAGAAGGGCAAGGACGGCUUCAACAUGAAGAACAUGCAGGGCGGUGAGAAACCGCAGGAUGAUGACGAUGACGAAGGAGAGACCGGGCUCACAGAAGAGGAGAAGGAGGAAGAGGAGAAAGAGCAAGAGAAGCUGGGGAAGCUGCAAUAUUCCAUUGACUAUGACUUUGAGAAUACGAAGCUCACCAUUGGCAUCCUCCAAGCUGCAGACCUCAUGUCCAUGGAUUCGGGUGGAACUUCUGACCCGUACGUGAAAGUCCUGCUCUUUCCUGACAAGAAGAAGAAGUUUGACACCAAAGUCCACAAGAAAACACUCAACCCUGUCUUCAAUGAGACAUUUGUCUUCAAGGUACCCUAUGAGGAGCUUGGUGGCAAAACUCUAGUGAUGUCCGUUUACGACUAUGACCGCUUUUCCAAACAUGACGUCAUCGGAGAGGUGAAGCUGCCCAUGAAUACCAUCGACCUUGGGAGGCCCAUUGAGGAGUGGAGGGAUCUGGAGAGCGCCGAUCAAGAGGAGCCUGAGAAGCUCGGGGACAUCUGCAUCUCCCUCCGCUACGUCCCCACGGCUGGUAAGCUCACUGUCUGCAUCCUGGAGGCCAAAAACCUGAAGAAGAUGGACGCCUGUGGAUUGUCCGACCCCUAUGUAAAGAUCCAGUUGCUGCAGGGGGGUAAGCGUCUGAAGAAGAAGAAGACCACAGUGAAGAAGAACACCCUGAAUCCGUACUACAAUGAAUCAUUUAGCUUUGAAAUACCACUGGAACAGAUGCAGAAAAUCCUUGUUGCUGUCACGGUGUUUGACUACGACAAGAUUGGCAAGAACGACGCCAUCGGUAAGAUCUUUGUGGGCAGCAAGGCCACCGGCCUCGGCCUCAAGCACUGGUCCGACAUGCUGGCCAAUCCGCGCCGCCCCAUUGCCCAGUGGCAUGCUUUGCAGCCGGAGGAGGACAUCGAUGGUCAGCUGGCCUCAUUGGCAGCCAAGAAGUAACCGACUCAAACAUUCUUACUGAAGCUUUGCAUGACAUAUCCCAAGACCACUUUGUCAAAAAAGAGACAGAGACAAAAAAGAACAGAAUAUCUGCUCAUCCAUUUGGACAAAUAUGCUUACUGAGAGACUGGAUGAUUGACCCUUUAAGUCUUUCCUUCGAGACUGAGCUGUGGCAAAGCCUUUAGUUUACUUAAUAGAGCAUGCGUUGCCCACCUCGCCGUGGCUCACUUCACCUAAUUAUCCUCACAAUAUGUGCGAAAACAACAGCAAUAGUAGGUGGUUUGGUUAGGUCCUGCUUUUCUUGUCUUUCAAUGCCAAAUUGAGAAAAAAAAUGACAUCAGACGUCACAAUUGUUUUUAGGUUUGUCUGGCAAUGCAUUUAGCUUAAUAAAGGGUUCUGUGAGAUUGAGAACUUUUUGUUUUCAAAGCAAGACGUAGGCAGGGACGAUUAUUGUGCCAAUGACCGCAUGGAUAUAAAACCUUACUCACCUUAAAAUGGGCAUACGCUGUACGAAUCGAGCCCCAUUUUGAUGUUGUCUCCAAGUCUCAUUGGACAUCAGAAAACGAGGAGGGAUUGGCUGCUCCUGACCUGGUCGUACAACGAUGGAUUCAUUUCUGUAUCCAAAACUUGGCCGCGAUCAUCUCGCACAAUUGAACAAAGUCUGACCCAACAUACGCAAAUUUUGUGAUGAAGGUACAUUCUUUGGAGGCAGCAUUUGAAGGCCAGUAACAUAAUGACACGGGAAAGUUGUCCCAACUUCUGCAAAUGUAGCCUUCACACCACUCUUCAACCCUGACAAAUCGAUCAAUAUGGAGGCAUAAAGCUGAUGAUGACACUAUAUCUGAUCCGCUCCUAGCUAGGUGAGGCUGCCUUAUGUAUACGCCCACCAGCUUUCCAAAAUGCAGGCUUCACUACCAUCUUAAUAGCUCUGCCAACUAUUCGUCAGUUAGCCACGGAAAAGGGUUGAAGUAUGAACGUUUUGUUUUUCUUCAGCGAAUAGAGUAACUAUUAAAAAAUGUAAAAAUGUAAGUGUAAUGUUAGCACUGAAGGUCACACAGAUAUGAUAGUGUUGCUAACGUUUGUGUCCUCCUGUCCCACUCCGUAAUGUUACGUUGUUAUGUUGGACAAGUGCAGAGUUACAGUGUAUAUGUAAAAAGUGGAUAAAGUGCACAAUAACGACACACACGGGGGAAACACAACUCAUUACCAUUAAAGCUACAGACACACAAAACAGAGGUGUUCCCAGUCGGGCUGACUAAAAACACUUUUAAACUGCCUAAAUUCCAGCAUAAAGGCUAGAUUUUGGCCAGUACACUUUUAUUACACUAUUGUGUGACCUCUGAAACGUAUAAAAAAAGCGGGUGAAAAUAGAAGAAUUUAAAACGUUACCAUACACAAUGCUUGUAAUGCUAAUAUGUAACCACCAAGCGUUGUGAGGACCAGGAAACGCAGGAAGGCUUGACAGUUGGAUUUAAAAAAGGGUUGGCGCAGGUUUCAAAAGUGCUUUCAAAGGCUCAAUUGGGACUUUAGAUUACGUUUGCAGCACACAUCAAGGUAGGUAGCCAAAGCAUCUUCGUCUACUACUUCUUGACAGUUUAGAAACACACUGGCAAGAUGCACAGGACUAAAGUGAAGCAGCAACACCUAACUGUGAGCAUUGGAACUCACGCAGUGCGAGUUGGGGUUUAAAAACAACACUUCUAAAAUGAAACAGUGUAUGCUCAGUUUAAGUGAGAAUGGACUCAGGUUCAGCAGCGGGAGGAGGUCUGAUUUCAACAUUCUCAGUAGUGAAAUUGUACGCUUUAAAAUCAAAGAAAUCCAAAAAGUUCAAACAUUUUUUAUAAGGAGGUGAACAUGAGACAUAUCCAAUGAGCCAAACAAAGAUGCUGAAUGUAGCAUGCCUUACACGCCUUGCAGCAUUUAAUCGUCAUCAUGGAAAAGCUCUCAUCAUCAAAGCCAAAGCGCGAAACAAAAACUAGAAACAUUACAUUUCAUCGUUAAGGUUCACAAAAUAGCAAUUGCCAAAAAGCGCAGCCUUUUUCUCUGUUUCACAACAGCCAUAUUGGUGCCAGAAUCAAUAUCAAUCCACCAUGCAUUGGGUUCAUUUGUUAAUAGGCUACAGCAUGUAUGUACAAGAUGAUGUAAAUAUUAGCAUGUUUUAAACAUUAUUAUUAUGUUGUGUAUCUGUGUUUGUCUUCUUGUGUCUUUUUUGGAUAAUAAAACAGCUGAAUAAAAAGUGUGCAGAGACUGUUUUUAA